Molecule: messenger RNA, 2532 nt
Organism: Suillus bovinus
Lineage: Eukaryota; Fungi; Basidiomycota; Agaricomycetes; Boletales; Suillaceae
Exons: 16
Coding region: 1-2532 (843 amino acids)
Source: RefSeq, a predicted model, not a curated record
AUGGACCUUCAGGUGUGUUCAUUCUCAUUCAGUCUUAAUAAGAUCCCUGGACAUAUUAAUGUACACUCAAUAGUAAAUAUACCAAUCGAUGCACACCAUGGAGCCAACGAGUCGAAUCAGCCUGAGGCAGAGAGUUCGAAUGUGCACAUUUCAGAUGAGCCAGUCACAGAUGUUGACCAGUGGAUGGAUCUUGAGGAAGAUGGCUCAGAACAUCGACACAAUGUUGACGACAUUCGGACCGAGUAUCACCCUAACUCUGGAAUCCCAGCACAGACACGAACAUUCUCGACAUUUCAGCGCGACCUUUUGCAAGACCCACCAACUCCUGAUGUGCAACCUUGGGUGCCAUUUCAAUGUCAGCUGGACUUUGAGGUAGCUGAACUUGCUCAUGAAGCCACUCUCAGCCAGCCUCGAAUUAAGCGGCUAAUCGACCUUUUGCAUUGCUCGAAGCAGGAACCUUUCAGCCUGUGCAACUACAAAGAUAUUCAGAACAUUAAGUUUCAAAAGCAAACAAUUCGAGUGCCUUACGAUGGAGUUGAUCAAGAAUUCACUCUCUACUACUGGGACUUAUGGGACUGGGUGUGCGACCUUCUUCGCGAUCCUUAUCUUGGCCCUCAAUUUACCUUUGACGCUCAACACCUGUCAAAGUUUGACGGUAAUACAUUUGUGAGAUUUAUUGAUGAGCCUUGGACUGUGGAUACUUUUUGGGAGGCUCAGUUGGCUAUACCUAGCCAUGCAAAGCCUCUCACAUUCAUCCUCUAUGCAGAUAAGACAAAGUUGUCUUCCUUUGGUCGUGAAAAAGGCUACCCUGUGAUUGCCCGUAUUGCAAACCUCCCCGCAUCCAUCCAAAAUGGUGAAGGCAUUGGUGGCAGUCGAGUUGUCACCUGGCUCCCCAUUGUCAAAGAUGAUCCCUCAAGGUCGGGAAAACAGAAAUUUGCGGAUUUCAAAAGCUGCAGUUUGGCACAAAAGAGGAAAUGUGGUGGAUGGGUGGAGUGUUGGGAUGAACUUCAAUGCCUUAUGUUCCCUAUCAUUCCGAUCUUGUCUGUGGACUACGAGGAACAAUGCAUUAUGUCCCUGAUCCAUGGAGUCAUGGGCAAAUUUCCAUGUCCAAUUUGUUUGGUUCCGUUCACUGAGUUACAUAACCUGUUGGAGACCUGGCCACUUCGCACACAUCACAAUUCUGUUUGCUUGCUCAGGAAGGCAAGAAGGAAGUACACCAAGGCAAAGCAAGAGAAGAAGCUGAAGUCUCAGUCAUUGAGAGAUGUCGAAAACUCUCUCAAUCUAUCAAAGCUUCUGGACAUCUUUCAUGCCCUUUGUUUUGACCGCCUACAUACUCACCAUGAAGGACUGUGGGGAAAACACUUGUGGAUCAAGCUGCAAAAAUGUGUCAAUGAAGUUGGUAGACACCCUGCGACUAAAAUUGAUGAAGGGUUUGUGGCAGUGCCAAGGUGGAGGAAUCUCAACCACUUCAAGGAGGUCAUGGGAGUUAGCUUCGCUGAUGGGACAAAGCAAGAAGACAUAUUAAAGUUGAUUCUGUUUGUUGCCCAUGACGUACUCAAUCCCGAAACACACAAGUCUGGAUAUCUGCUCCUUCAAUGUAUUCAAGCCCAUUUAGAUGUAGACAUGUUCACAGCUCUUGAGGUUCAUACCACACAGACCCUUGCUGCUGGUCGAGCCGCUCUUGACGAGUUUUCAAGACUCAUGGAUAAAUAUAUUUCCGAGUCUGAAUGUGAAUCAAAGAGUUGGGAUUUUCCGAAAUAUCACUUGGGUGUUCACCUUUUUGAUGAUAUCAAGGCCAAAGGCAUUACUCGGAAUUUCAAUACCAAACCAAAUGAGAAAGCGCAUAGACCUUUGAAAAAUCUUACCAGCUCUGAACAAAUUUCAAACAACCUUGUAUCUGCAUGGAUUCACUAUCGCAUCAACAACCUUGAUGCCUAUAAUGCAAGGAAAGAAGCGAGUGAUCUUGAUGAUUCAGAUUCCGAUGACGAAGUUCUGAACGCGCCUGGAUCAGAGUCCAGCUUUCAUAUCAAGCUUGGUUCAUGUCAGCGUGCAUCGUCGAUACAUGCCAUUCAGCAAGCACACCUUGAAGACCCAGCAUUUCAUCAGUUUCAUACCAAACUUAACUGCUUUCUUAACAUGAUACCUGUAACAGAAUUCCGGUACUUGAAAGCAAACUUCGAGUCGAUGGUUGAUUUUCGGACAUCGACAGACUACCUCCGCUAUUCCCCGAUGUUUCACAAUGCCCCAAGAUAUGACUCUGUCAUCAUCAGGACUCAAGAUGGGAUGAUCUUUGUUGAAGGCACAAGUCACCCCAUGGCUCUUAUUCAAUCUUGUGAUGCCCCCAUUCAAAAUCAACCUUUGAAGGACAGGCUCCUGGGUUUAUGGCAAGUUAGAGUUCAACCUCAGCAUAAGAGUGAGGGGGCACUGUUGCUUGAGGAUCGCUCUCAGCCUGGUGACUUCCUUGUUGUCGAUUCAAUCAACACUGAUAUGUUCCUUUGCAUGAAACUUCACAAAGACUCCCAUGUAUACUAA